CUUCUUGUCGUACGAGUGCACGGCGUCAUCGUCGCUUCUCUUCUCUCAUCUCCUCCUCCGCUCUCUUCAGAAGUGAACGAGCUCAGUCAAAUUAGGGUUUGUUGUCAGUUUUUGCAGCUGAAGGACAUGGCAAUGGCAGGGCGCUUUAGAUCGAGCCUUCCCCUCCUCAACCGGUUGAUUGCCACAGCCGAUUCUGUGUCUGCUCAGAGGUCCGCAGUCCAGCGGUCGCUGCUCUGCCCCGCUUUCCCCGCAUCUGAGUGUUCAAGAAAUUUUGCUACUGCAUCAACCCCAAAGGCUGAAAAUGUGAAGGUACCUCUAGCUCUAUUCGGUGGUACUGGAAACUAUGCUUCUGCUUUAUACCUUUCAGCAGUCAAGGCCAAUGCCUUGGACAAGGUUGAAUCUGAGCUUCUUGACCUUGUUGAGGCUUCCAAGAGAAGUACUACCUUUGCACAAUUUACUAAGGACUUGUCAGUGCCUAAAGAUGUCAGAAUGAAGGCCAUCAAUGCCAUCUGCGAUGAAGCUAAACUUUCGGACAUCACAAGGAACUUCUUGGUUGUAUUGGCUGAGAAUGGGAGGCUCAGAAACUUGGAGAGCAUCGCCAAGAGGUUCAUUGAGUUGACCAUGGCACAUAAAGGAGAAGUCAAUGUCACCGUGACAAGUGUCAUUCCCCUGCCACCUGAAGAGGAGAAAGAGCUGAAGGAGACACUCCAAGAUAUAAUUGGAAAAGGGAAGAAAGUAAGGAUCCAGCAGAAGAUUGAUCCCAGCAUCCUUGGUGGGCUUGUGGUAGAAUUCUCGCAGAAGGUCUUUGAUAUGUCCAUCAAGACACGGGCAAAGCAGAUGGAGAGGUUCUUGAGGGAGCCCAUCACCGAUAUCUUUUAAUCUCGAGUUUGUCAUUGUACUGAAUCGACUCUCGCCAAUCCUUUUUGAGAGGAACUCAGGCCUUGAUUUCCUACGUUUGUUCGAUCCCCACACCUGUUGUCGGGUGGAAUAUGUUCAAUAAAAGGAGCUACUUUUUAAUUGACAUUUUUUGCUUCAAAAAUAGAUAGCUACUGUAUUCAGGAGCUUUUGAUCGAUCCAUGUGUUAACUCAUGUCUGAAA
Molecule: messenger RNA, 1098 nt
Organism: Punica granatum (pomegranate)
Lineage: Eukaryota; Viridiplantae; Streptophyta; Magnoliopsida; Myrtales; Lythraceae
Source: RefSeq, a predicted model, not a curated record